Scatophagus argus is the source of this 1987-nucleotide messenger RNA. RefSeq names its product P2Y purinoceptor 14-like. The record is from RefSeq and is a predicted model, not a curated record. Gene Ontology annotation, biological process: G protein-coupled receptor signaling pathway. Gene Ontology annotation, cellular component: membrane. Lineage: Eukaryota; Metazoa; Chordata; Actinopteri; Scatophagidae. Gene Ontology annotation, molecular function: G protein-coupled purinergic nucleotide receptor activity. Bases 1 to 1341 code for a protein of 446 amino acids. The transcript has 2 exons.
AUGAAUAAAUCUUUUGCUGAAUUUGAAUUCAGUGCGAAGGGCAUGAAACAAAGAUCGGCCCCCGGAGUCGAGUCCGGACCCCGUAGCUGCUGGAGGGUUUGUGCAGCUGUUUGGUUGCAGUCGUUUAGUGCGGACACUUCGAGCUGGGAGGGAUCACAGCUGUUCCACGUUCACGAUGUGGUCAGCAUAAACACAGGAAGUCAGAGGGUUGGUUUAAAGAAGACCCUGAAGUUUUUGAACAUGAGCAUUCCUUUCAUAUUUGAACUGGAUGUGAGCGGCUUCGCGGGUCAGAUCAGCGCAGGGAUGGAUAUCCUCAACUCCACCCGCGUCCCCACCAACCAAUCAGACUUCGGCAGCACCUUCACCCGCCACGUCCUGCCGCCGCUCUACUUCACGAUCUGCGUGGUGGGGCUCAUCCUGAACAUCGUGGCUGCCUUUAUCUUCUUCAGGGUGACCAGUGACUCGGGCCUGGUGGUGUACUUGAAGAACAUGGUGGUGGCGGACCUCCUCAUGCUGGUCACCUUUCCCUUCAGGCUGUUGGCUCAGCUGGGCCUUGGCGGUUGGCGCCUCCAUGUGGUCACGUGUCGCUACACUGCUGUACUCUUCUACUCCUCCAUGUACGUGGGGAUCCUCUUCAUGGGCCUCAUCAGCCUCGAGCGCUACAUGAAGAUCGUCCGACACUCCUCCUCCUCUUCCUCCUCCUCCUGCAGGUCCCGAUUUUGCAGGGCAUCCUUGCUGCACCUCAUGCAGAGUGUCGGCUUUGCCCGGGUGCUGGCGCUCCUCGUCUGGAGCCUCCUCCUCCUCUGCGUCUUGCCCAACGUCCUGUUGACCAGCAAGCCGGCCCAUGAGGGGAACUCGCGGCACUGCAUGCAGCUGAAGACGCCGCUGGGCGUGCAAUGGCACCGGGCAUCCACCCUCUUCAGCGUUAGCCUGUUCUGGGUGACCCUGCUGGUCCUCGUCUUCUGCUACACCUCCAUCGCCUGCCAGGUCUACCGGUCGUACCGCCGUGUGCGCCACAACAACAGUGACAUCCGCCGUAGGUCAAACCGCAGCAUCUUCAGCAUUCUGGCAGUGUUCUUCGUCUGCUUCGUGCCGUACCACGUCAGCCGCGUGCCGUACACUCUGAGCCAGAUGCCAGCGUCGGGCUUCAGCCGGGACGCUCGCUUCCUGCUGUUCCAGGUGAAGGAGGGGACGCUCUUCCUGGCGGCGCUCAACGUCUGCCUCGACCCCAUCAUCUACUUCCUGAUGUGCCAAACCUUCAGGGAGUCACUGCUGAGGAAACUGUCAGGAAGAGAGAGGAGAAGAUCCCUGACCACCGCCCAGAGUCUGUCCAACAUUUAGGACAGAGGAGACAUGAGAGGAGACGAGAAUCGUGAAGUAUGAAGUGCAGACAAUGUCCAGAGAAUCAGUUGUCAGAGGUGUCCUUUCACACAUGUAGGACAGUGUGUUCCCAGCUGCUGGAAACAGCUGGUUUAGACGAGGGGUUAAGCCUCGGUGGUGCAGGAGGUGGAGGAGAACGAGGAGGAGGAGGAGGACUCAUUGCAGUGUCAUGUUUGACUAAAGGAAUGACUGGGGGAAAGAAGUUGGCCCUGAAUGCACCACCUUUACACGUUUCUCUGAAAGCAGAUCAUUUCAUUUAUAGUUUAACUUACACAUCCCAGUUUUCAUUUUAGGAAGGCAGCAUUUCUUUACAAGCCAUCCGCCCUGCGAGAUCUCAGGAAAGCUUUGAGGGAAUUUCUUCACACUUGGCCCAAACGUCCACUUGGACUCAAAGAUGAACUGAUUAGAAUUUGGAGGUCAAAGAUGAACUUCACUGUGACGUCUUCGUGUUUUGAGUCUGGACACACCUGGGUGGAGUCUUGACUGGUGGGUGGAGGCGUACAGAAGAGGUCAUUCCAGUUGUCAUCACAUCAUGUUGUAAUGUGGCAUUUUCAAGACUGAUGUAAUGUAUUAUGUAUGUAUAUCGUGAAUAAACAGUCACAUAGUA